AUGUCCGUCAUUCAGGUGGAAGACCUGGUCUCGUACCAGCUGCGUGCCAGUUACCUCACUGAAGUAGCCGACGGAGUAGGAGAACGACUCAUCACUCUGAACGAGAACUUUCUAAACUCGGCCCCCUUUAAAGCCGCGGGAUGGCGGACCAACCCCUCCUUGAUCAAGCGAACGCACUCGCCUCCGAUCCCUACUGCUGUCGCAUCCGAAUACUUCCAGGCACCCCGUCAUGUUGGGGUCAACCUUGAGGAUGAGCCCGAAGAAGGCGGGAUGCUAACGGCCGGUGGUAAUGACACUAUGGGUCCAGGAAUUGCGACGAAGCGAAGGCGCCGCCGAGAGCAGAUGGAAGAGGAGGAUAGCAGCGACUUGAGUGACGAGAGUGAUGAUGAGUCGGAACAACGAGCAGCUCAGCAGAUAAAAUUUGCCAAAAUGCCCGUACGGCAUCGCUCCGGCUCCUCUCCGAUACAAUCGUCCAGCCUGCGUCAAGCGACCUCGGCCAGCUCUCCUCGUCCUCCCCCUCGCAGAGGAUCGCAGUCUGCGCUGGAGACGGUCAAAGAAAGGGCAAGGCGAGACACUGUUACAAGCAGUGAAGUCUCAUCGGACAAUGAGCUAGACGUUUCUGGGUACCAGAAGCAGAGGGAUGCCGCCAGGGCUGCUGCCAAGACGGUCAGGAUCCAGACAAAUCUCAACAGGUCGGAGCCAGCGCUGGGGCUAGGCGUCAAGAGGCAAGAGAGCGACCUUCUCGAAGAGGAAGAAGAAGACUCGGAUGCUUCAGACAUGUCGUCUGCCUUCAACGAGAGUCUUGAAUCAGCAUCAAUUCUUGCCGGCGAUAUUGAGAAACAGCUUGCGAACAUGUCACCGUCGCGCCAACUUGUCGGUACUCCGCCCCGCGACUUCAAGAGGCAGUCAACAAUUCGAAAAUCAAUGCCACCUCCCCCACAAAUUGUAGGUGGUGUCCUACCCCCAAGGAGACCGACGAGCACCAUCAGGCCUAUCAGCAUGAUUCAGCCCAGGAGUCUGAUAUCCGAGGCUCUAAAUGUCAAGAAGACGAAACCUGCUGCCCCCUUCGAGAGCUUUGCCACGCUUUCUGGCAAGGGCGAGGCGAGCCCGCUUAUGAUACGCAUCUACGCUCCCUUCUCGAAGAACCCAUCCAAGCCAUAUGAAGUCUUGAUACGAAGAAACGUGCGUGAGGACAAUGCCGGCGACCGCCCUGUCAACGUGGCAGAUCUCAUUGGUCUCGCUCUCUGGCGGUACAACGAUGAAUCGCUCGAACCACCACUCCCAAACGAUAAGCUCAACGUGAACUGGUGGACACUGAAGAUGGUGGAAGAAGGUGGUGAGGUGGACGAUGACUUUCCCCCCUUCGAUCGCACGAAGCCAGUCAUCUCUUUUGCCACGGCGGCCAACAACAAGAAUGAAGGAACGCGACCUACAGCAGUCAUGCCUAGAUUCGGUAGGGGCCGGUCAAACACCAAGAUUCACGAUGACUUCGCUCUUGUGCAGGCCACUGCAGAUGAAUUCGAAUCGAAUAAGGCUCUGACUCCACAGUUCACAGAGGAGUCUGUUGCCGACGAUACAAGUCAGGAAGACAUGUUACAAAGCACUCCUCAACCCAGUACAUCCGUGCUGGCGGCGGCAUCAGCCAGACCGGCAACUGGUCGACUCAACCCAGUACUGACCACUACGUACCGCCCCGACGCCAAUAUGCUUGAUGCCCCACGACCGCAGGUGUCAACGAGCAAUACACAGAGGGGACAGCACAAAUUCCUGCGCAUUCAUAUAAUGACCCCGGACGCACCCCCUGGUCAGAUGGUCACCCUCGAUGUGACGACGGAUAUGUAUAUCGAAGAGGUGCUUGAGCUGGUGUGCCGAAAGCGCAACCUAGACAAGAACUUCCAUAUUCUUAAGAUACCCAAUUCCGGCGCCAUUGCCCUUUUGGAUCGGCCUGUGUCGGCAAUUGGAACGAUGCAAGACUUGGAGCUGCACAGACGUCGCUUCGGCGAUCCCACAUUGAGUCAAUCUCCUGUCAGUCACUCACCGGGGGGCCGCUUGUUGUUCUCCGAGUUGGGCGUUGGCGGUAAGAAGAGCUCAAAGACGAAAGCAGUUCCCCACCCUCUCGCCAAAGAGGCGCUCGCCCAGGAGGAACUCAGCAGGAAUAACAAUUUCCGCCGCUAUGUCGUCUAUCGCAAGCAGACGAUGCGCUUCGCGGGGCUGAAUGAGAGGCUUUUUGCCAUCGAAGGCGAAUAUGUGCACGUCACGCCAUCCUCAGGUGGCAAGCCGCUGGCAGACAGCAGCAGCAAGACGACGACAGUCCAUUUCAGCAAUGUUGUGGGCUGCAACUUGUCCAGGAGACAUCCGUCGCAGUUCAAGUUCGUUAUUCUCCGCGAUGGCGAGUCCAAGCGAUACGACUUUGAGACCAAAAGUGCGGACGAAGCCAACGAAAUUGUUACGGCAAUUAAACAAGGAAUGUCACUGAACCAGUGA
Diaporthe amygdali is the source of this 2484-nucleotide messenger RNA. RefSeq lists its product as uncharacterized. Gene Ontology annotation, molecular function: phosphatidylinositol-4,5-bisphosphate binding. The transcript has 3 exons. Lineage: Eukaryota; Fungi; Ascomycota; Sordariomycetes; Diaporthales; Diaporthaceae. Gene Ontology annotation, cellular component: cytoplasm; TORC2 complex; plasma membrane. The record is from RefSeq and is a predicted model, not a curated record. Gene Ontology annotation, biological process: TORC2 signaling. The coding region runs from base 1 to 2484 and encodes 827 amino acids.